UUUUUUAGCCACUCUCUUUUUUUAUUUUUCCUUCAUCAAUAUUAAAGUUAUUAAAAAUUUUAAAGAUUCCCCCAUUUCCGUAUACAGAAUGGUCAGCCUUUCUUCCUCGAUUCACUCAAUUACUCAGAAUUUCAUAUUUUUUAGUAGCGUUCGAUAGAGGGAGACCACCCAGGUAUAUCGAAACCUUUUUUAGGCCUCGAAUUUUUGGAGCCGCAGGCGAAAGCUGUAGAUACCCCGUUUACGGCCCUGAUGGGACCCCCAACUUCCUUUUCCGAAGUGAUACUGUUUUCUUGCAAAAUAACUUUGGGCCGAGUUAUGGCCGUUCAGGUUUAACGAUAGAGUCUGGGAUUAAGAGGUAAAUGAGCAACUUCUCUCUUCUUUUUCAUCCUCAAAAUACCCACCUGCCCACUUUUACUGUUUUUUUUUGUUCUUCGUGUCUGACAUUUUUCUUCCCUCUUUUUGUUCCUUCGUCUCCAUAUACUCAAAACUCAAAAAAACCGAAACUUUGUGCGGCCAUAACUCGGCCCAAAGUCAAUUUGAAAGAAAAUGAUAUCACUUCACAAGUCAGGGGUCCUCUAUCGAAUGGUACCAAAAAAUAUAAAAUUUGCUCUGACAGUAAAAGAUGA
Messenger RNA from Meloidogyne enterolobii, 626 nucleotides. The record is from the annotation of a GenBank genome assembly. NCBI's taxonomy places the organism in Eukaryota, Metazoa, Nematoda, Chromadorea, Rhabditida, Meloidogynidae.